AUGAUUAUCCAUCCAUGGAAGCAACUCAAAAUCUUUCCAUCUGCUAUGGUGUUAGCUACUGUGUUAUGUUUAUGCACCCACCCAUCCACCACCUCAAAAGUCUCCACCGCCUCUUUAAUUCACAUAUUCAAUCUGUUUCUCUCAAUUGAGGAGACGACGAAGAAAAGUAAGAAGAAAAAGAUGAAGACAGCUGAGGUCGAUGAAGAAGCGGAACCGAUUAAGGAAGACAAUCCAAAUGCGGUUUCGAACUUUAGGAUUUCUGAGCCGUUGAGGAAUGCCUUAAAGGCUAAGGGGAUCGAGGCUUAG
Messenger RNA from Lactuca virosa, 306 nucleotides. NCBI's taxonomy places the organism in Eukaryota, Viridiplantae, Streptophyta, Magnoliopsida, Asterales, Asteraceae. The record is from the annotation of a GenBank genome assembly.